GGACAUCGUAUGUUGUCUAAAUGACAGCAUAAACGGGUUGAAAAUUGACAGCCAGCUUGAAAGAAGGCUUCCAUCGUGGUGUCUUUCCUCAAAUCCCUCGUUCGACACCUGACCAUCCAAAUCCUCCGCUCAAUACGCCCCAUUCAAGAGUGCGUGUGUACAAAAUUACAAGUUGAUGUUCACCUGAGUUCAAUAGUGCGUGAAGCGUUAAGGUCAUUGCGCAACUAAAUUAUUCUAAUCACUGUCUGCCGAAAUGCCGAGUCCAGUUUGGGAAGUGUAUUGAGGCGCCCGUUCAUUGCUGAGACCGCAACUGGGCCAUUCCGCUAAAUUAGAAAAGUUUUCGGGAAACUACAUUGCCACCUCCUCCCAGUUCUUGUGAAUUUCAACCCAUCUUGCUAAAAUGGAUCAACAGACGGACACAUAUAAGGAGAAGAGGAAAGCGGAAAUCGCGGAAGAGAAGUUCGUUGUGCAUUUGAUGGUUGGAUUUCAUGAUAUUUGCAUUGUUACCGCGGCUCUUCCCCUUAUCACGCUUCUGCUCUGCUUCAUAACAGCAUACGUCUUCCAAGCUGAGGAGGUGCACGAAACACAUUGUCGGGUAUAUAACGUGAUUCCAUCGAUAAGUGCAAUUACCGGUGUAAGUCCUCAACGUUAUUUUUGGCGGAUUUGCAUUGCACUGCAUAUAGGACCACGAUUUCCAAUUGCUGCUGUCUACCGAAACUAUUACCGGACGCUAAUGGUGAAUGUCAAGACCAUGAAGGACAUUAAUCUGGGAAAUUUCCUAAUAAAUCUGGUAUUUUGGUUGAAUAUUAUUGAAAUUUCUUCGCUGUGUGGAGUCACGUAUAUUUCAAAUAGGGAGAACUAUCCAAUCCACGAGAAAGUAUUCAUCGUAUUUAUGACUGUAUCAUUGUGUCACAUGCUGGCAACUAUCAAGCUUUACCAACUAUUACACACUGCGGAAACAAUGACCCCCCAACAGGAAGAUUCUCUGAAAUGGAAGAAAAGGCUAUUCGCUGUAUCAAUAGCGAGUACAAUUGGAUUGAUACUAUUCUUCUUAAAACAUCGAUUAUUGUGCCAUGAUAUGGCCUUUAGUUGGUUUGCUCUCUGCGAAUAUAUUAUAGCGUCCGCGAAUAUGGCUUUCCAUUGCACAACAAUGUUAGACUUCCCAUCUGAACAUUUACUCAUUGCACAUGGCGCAGCUGAUCAAUUUAAGAAAAAAUCUAGACCUAGCGAAUUGAAGUGUGAAUAAUUCUUAUUAAUAGUUGUAGCUAUUUAUUUAAGAAGAAAAAAAUCAAAUGGUUGACUUGGACGCACUGUACUUGGUGUACUCUUAACUUCCUUGAAAUAUAUUUAUAGCAUUUAAGAUACCAAAAGUAAAAAAAGUGAAGCUGUUUUUCUAACGUGUGUUCAUGGAGCUUAGUAUCUUCAUGAUGGCCGACUUAACUGAUAUUGAUACGUAGCUACCUUGAUUGUUUUUCAUCUUAUUAUUUAUUUUUUCGAAAUGAUAUCACUGAACAUAUUUUUUGAUCUCUCUAUUUAAAUCGAUAUUUAUUUACACUCUUUAUUUAUUUGAUAAAGUAUUUAAGCUUAUUGAACUAACACUUCUUUCGUAACAAAGUAUUUAUAUGGUACAUUUAUAUGUAACUUUUGCACCACUUCGAAUUUUCUUUUUACUAUCUACAAUCUACAGAACAAGUAGGGAAAGAGUUAUAUAUUUGAAUCACGAACAAAUUAUAUACACAUAGAGAGAAUACAGUAAUACUAUGUAGCAAUAUGUAUAAAAUUUCUAGUCAUAUGGAAUAUUUACAUACUUUAAGCGUAUUUAUGAGACCAAAAAAGAAUUAUAUUGAACAUU
Messenger RNA from Hermetia illucens (black soldier fly), 1852 nucleotides. Its product is annotated as post-GPI attachment to proteins factor 2-like. Gene Ontology annotation, cellular component: Golgi membrane; endoplasmic reticulum membrane. Gene Ontology annotation, biological process: GPI anchor biosynthetic process. The transcript has 6 exons. The record is from RefSeq and is a predicted model, not a curated record. Lineage: Eukaryota; Metazoa; Arthropoda; Insecta; Diptera; Stratiomyidae. Bases 401 to 1246 code for a protein of 281 amino acids.